Messenger RNA from Punica granatum (pomegranate), 1295 nucleotides. The record is from RefSeq and is a predicted model, not a curated record. NCBI's taxonomy places the organism in Eukaryota, Viridiplantae, Streptophyta, Magnoliopsida, Myrtales, Lythraceae.
CAAAAGAUGCUUCGCUGUUAAUGCUAAACAGAGAGCUCCCAAUUUUCUAUUGUCCCCUUCCUCCCUUCCGUAUUUGUUUAUCUCUCUCCAUUAACAAAUCCGAUGCCCAUAGAGAAAGAGAUAGAUAGAUAGAGAGAGAGGGGGGCUAGAGAGAGAAGGGAGUGUCUGUUGUCUUCUGCUAGAAAUGGUAGAUAAGCAGCAGAGCAGGAGGCAGCAACACCAGCAACAGAUCACAGCAUUAUCAGAUCGACGAAGUCCGAUUUCACAUCCGUUCCUUCUGCGACGGACCGAUUUCUCGACUAUUCGCUCGGCUUUCUGGUCUUCGAACUCAGUGGAGGGAGCCGAAGGAAGAAGCCACGCUCUGAUCUGAUUCCUCUCUUCAAUCCGAUUGCCCGACUGCUCCCUCUAUCCCCGAGGGUCGAGAAAUGGAGGAGCCCGGCAGCCCCCCGCCGCCCCGGAUCCUGCGGAAGCGCGGCGGGCCCGGCCCCGGCCGGCAUCAACACCAGGACCCGUCGGCCGCGGCUUCGGACAGUGGCGGCGACGACCCGACUACGGUGAAGUGCACCGGGAAGCACUGCAGGUCCUGCACCGGCGCUGUAAUAGCGGACUGCGUGGCCCUCUGCUGCUGCCCCUGUGCGGUGGUCAACCUCCUCACGCUGGCCUUCAUCAAGGUCCCGUGGAUGGUGGGGCGGCGGUGCCUGCGGCGGCUGUCGAAGAAGAGGCUGAAGAAGCGCCGCGAGAGGCUGGAAAUGACGACCAAAUGCCGGUGCCAGAGGAGCUGCAGUGACUGCGGGGUUGACUCGCUGAGCGAAGGGAUGAUAGAGUUCACGAUCGGGUUCGGUCUGGAGGAGAUGAUAGGCCGGCAGAGCUUUGGAAGCGGUAGCUGGUUCGAGGCGGAUAAGGGCGGGUGGCUGGAGCUGUACCCGGUCGGGCACUUGAGCUUUGGCCGGGUCUCCUUCACGGGCAUUCAGAUUCAGCCGGCCAAGGUCUAAAUCAAAUUAGCUAUAUCUUGUAAAUCAAAUCAAAUCUCAGCCGUCGGAUUGAUCGUGGGUCCCGCGAUCGACCAUGUUCAUCAGUUCAGGGGAAGUCCAGAAUUGAUAUGGACUGACAUCGUUUCAGGUUCGAUCUCAAAGGGUAGAGUCUAACCGGCAAUGGCGUUGACAGAGAAGGGGGAGGGAAAAUCACAGAAUGUGUCAUAUAAUUGUUUUCCCAUGAAAGAAAAAUUGAUGGGCAACUUGUUGUAUAUCAUUUUACAUGGUUUCAUCUCACUUCAGUCGACUCUCGACUUCGCAUCA